AUGGCGUUUGUAUUUAAGGAAGCGAAAAAAGUUCUCGGCUUACAAUCUAUCUAUCUAUCUAUCUAUCUAUCUAUAUAUAUAUAUAUAUAUGUGUGGGGGGGUUACGCUAAGCGAAUUCUAUCUAUCUAUCUAUCUAUCUAUCUAUCUAUCUAUCUAUCUAUCUAUCUAUCUAUGUUUUCAUUUAUGGUUGUUUAUUUUUUUUUUUUGGAGGGGGGGAGGCAAUUUCUUUAUGUUUUUUUAUUCCUGCUUUUUAUUUAUUUGAUUACUUUUUCUCUUUCUCCUUUUUUAUUUCCUUUUUUUGUGGGGGGGGGCGUCCUUCUUUCAUUAGGUCUCGUUUAUGUUUUUCUUUCUUCAACGAUUGUCUUUCUUUUUCUUCGUUUUCUUACAGUUAAAUUCUUUCUAUCUAUCUAUCUAUCUAUCUAUCUAUCUAUCUAUCUAUCUAUCUACAGGAGAUCUAUCUAUCUAUCUAUCUAUCUAUCUAUCUAUCUAUGUACGUUACACAUAUUAUGCAUUCUUUCUUUCUUUUUUCCUUUCUUUUUUCCUUUCUUUCUUUCUUUCUUUCUUUCUUUCUUUCUUUCUUUCUUUCUUUCUUAA
Messenger RNA from Acanthosepion pharaonis, 594 nucleotides. The record is from the annotation of a GenBank genome assembly. Lineage: Eukaryota; Metazoa; Mollusca; Cephalopoda; Sepiida; Sepiidae.